This is a messenger RNA of Anguilla anguilla (European eel), 5055 nucleotides long. It is a transcript of the gene gprin3, whose product is annotated as GPRIN family member 3. The record is from RefSeq and is a predicted model, not a curated record. The coding region runs from base 842 to 3673 and encodes 943 amino acids. Gene Ontology annotation, cellular component: plasma membrane. NCBI's taxonomy places the organism in Eukaryota, Metazoa, Chordata, Actinopteri, Anguilliformes, Anguillidae. The transcript has 2 exons. Gene Ontology annotation, biological process: neuron projection development.
AGCAUGUGUUCACUUGAGAAGUUAUGUGAAAGGUAGGCUGCAGUCCAGAAGAAGUAUGGUCAUAUUAAGAUUUCCUGUACAGUCUUUUAAUGAGGAUACAUUUUUCGAACAAUGGUCAGAAAUGAACUAAAACCACAAUGUAAACGUGUGAACACUGACGUGGAAGAAAAAAAACUAAUGUUUUAAGGCACAGUGUCUAAGUGUGUCUAUUAUCAUGUCAUCACAGGGCGAGAGACCAUGGAUGGUCGCGUCCCAUCGGCUACAGCAGGAUUUGGUAACGGGCUGUCUUAUUUUUGUGAUCACGUCCGAUCACGUUGGUGGGCUACUUAUCCAGAAGUGUUAUCAAUAUAGCCAUGUCCGUUAUGAUGUAUUCGUUUAAAUCAUAAUACAAGAAAUAUAAACCCAAAGAUAACUCUCCGGUUAAUACUUUGCUACAUCCCUCAGCAUAUGGAGUCUGAAAUUGUUUUGCUUGAAGGCGCGGUUUCGUGUCACUGACGUGCACCUCCAAUGUUUUCAUUGAUAUUCAGUCGAGUACCCCAGCGGAGCAGGCGGAGGGGACCAGCCGUGGUUAAAUAGCGCAAAAUAAAUUCAGAAUCGUAUGAGAGGAAAGGAAAAAAGCAAUCUCGAUUCGGGCGUUCUCAUUUGAGUUCAAUGUGAUCUGAUGGAUUUUGCCAGAAUAUGGUGGUGAAAUCGUCCGCAAGGUCAAAUACACCUUUGAUGCCGUAUGCUGGAAAGCUAACGAUUAGCAAGGCAAGCAUGAUUUGUGGACUCCAUUAAUGUACAGGAAACUCUGUUUGACGGUUUGUCCCCUUAUUUUGGGUUUAUUGAAAGGCAAUUAAAAAUGGGUACUAUUCCAGAGCCCAAAAGAACUGUCACAGCUGAGACGGUCCCACAGCCUGAGCCUGUGGGCUCCUUUGUAAGCCGGGACUCAUGUUCCAGCGCGAAUAACAAGACAACCCUGGACUCAAAACUGGCCUCUGUGUCAGCGGCAGAAGAACUGCCUGGUAACCUGUCCUUGAAGACAAAUGAUGGCGUAAUAAAAAAAUCUUCAGACAACAGUCAGCCAAAUAAAAGGAGGGCUUCUAACACCUUGACCUCCCCGACUGGAGAUCAUGAGAAGUCGACUUCCACUUCCUCUGCUAUAGCUAAGGAGAAAUCCACCUUUACCUCCUCUACGGAAGAUCACAAGAAAUCCACCUUCACAUCCUCUCCUGGAGAUCAUGGGAAAUCUACCAUAAUUUCCUCUACUGGAGAUCAUGGGAAAUCCAUCAUAAUUCCCUCUACAGGAGGUCAUGGGAAAUCUACCAUCACUUCCUCCUCUAGAGAUCAUAAAUUAUCUACCUUGACGUCCCCUGCAGGAGACCAGAAGACCUCCAACAUAAUUUCCUCUACUAGAGAUCAUGAGAAAUCCACCUUCACUUCCUCUACAAGAGAUCGUGAGAAAUCCACCUUCACUUCCUCCACUAGAGAUAAUGAGAAAUCUACUUUCACUUCCUCUACUGCUGAUCAUACGAAACCUGAGCUUUUAUCCAGAAAGGAUUUGGAAACAGGCAGAGAUCUGAUAGGUGGGUGUGUGAGUGAUGUCAUAGAAAACCACAAGGACAGCAGUGCUACUGUGAGAGUGUUACCUGCAGCUGAGAAGGAGGACAUUCGUAAGACCAGCCUGUCAGUGUCGGCACUUACAUCGAAUUUACAAUCAAAUGAUGCCAGAGGCAAUGUGCAGAGUUCCACGGAGGUGUUGGUACAAUCGAGAGAGAUUUCUGCAAAGGGUGCACCUGAAUAUUCACAACCACCUCGCUAUAAGUCAAAUGUGAUACAGAGGUCAGACCAGGCUUUUCAUCCAACGCACACAUCUCCUCUGGUACCGACAACCAAGCAAGAGAAAAUCGCUGAUGUUCGAACCUCGCGCGAGGAUACCUCACUAGCAGCACAAUCAAAGGAUUACAAAGAGUCUACCGCAAGCCUACCUUCCGUCUUACCCAGCAGUCCAGUUCAGACAGGGAGCCGGCCACAGACCUCUGAGAGGGAAGCCACCGGAUCAAUCUUGGAAAACCUGCAGCAGGAGAAAAAUGCGAAACCUAAGUCCCCAGAAGCAGAAGAGAGUAAGGCCAUGUCGGCAAGCAGCGCAAGGCCUGAUCCAGCACACAAAGGUCCGAGCCCUCUGAAGAAGGAAGUUGGAGACUCCGAGAGCACCUCGCGUAAUCACCUGUCUGUUUUGCCUCGAAGCCCCUCACCUGGUGGGCCGCUCAGCGAAGCAGGCAUGGUCUCAACAGUAGGCGGAGCUUCUCAAACCCCGGACACCACAGCGGGGGAAGACCACAAAGCCCAACGAGAGUGCGGUUCACGGUACAAGGAAGCCGCGACCAUGACCGUCAGCACGGAGCAUCGCUCGACGUCCGAACGCAGCCGCCACGAUGCCGGGGUUCAGGCGGUCGCCAGCGUCAGCAGCCGAUCCGUCGGGACCAGCCCUGGCCUGUCGUCACAGGGAGGACCGCUCAAGCUCAACGGCAGGGCGACGGAGGGGCAGGAAAGGCUGACCGUCACUUGCCAGAGGAGUAGCAGGUCUGCAACCGUCUACCAGAUCACCAUGGACGACGGCUGGUCUAGCCAAAGCGGUAUUCUUAGCGACGUCUGCAGCCAAACUGUCCUCUCCACACAGAUCCACGGCGAAUCCUCUCACCUCACCAGCAAGCAGAUCUGUGACCACCUCCCAGGGCAAGCCAGACUGAAAGCCGGCCAGUGUAACAGUCAAACUGCCGGCGUAAAUCACAAUUCAGACCCUGCACUAAAACCAGAUGGAAGGGGACAGGGAAGCGCGCCCAAAGAGCCUGCAGACACGGCCCAAAAGUGGCUUCCACUUUUACAACCCGUUUAUCAGAUUAAUAUCGAGCCCUGCGGCCAAUCAAACGUGACAUCUAACACCGGCCCCUGUGAUAAAGAGCCGCCGGGGCCCGGCUCGACGUGUCAGCGCAAAUCAGGCACUGAGAGUGGAACCGGCAGGCAGCGGGGUGAGAGAGGGCGUUUCCCUGGAAACGCAGCGUCCAAUGAUGUGUGCCAGGCCUCUGCGGACGUGGCGGCCCUUCCCACUCGCUCGGUCGGGUCCCCCGCUGCUAGACCCUCCCCUUCGCAGGUAGACGGCCUUUUGCCAGGUGCUCCUACCGGGGUGACGGAGAAAGGCGAGGUGGAAGCGAAUCCUCCAGUGGCGGUAAAACAGGCAGCGGGCAGGCCAAACCAAGACCCUAAACGGCACGCGCCCCAGAAAGCAGAUGGACGCGUCUGCAAAUCGGGUAAGAGUGAAGAGAGGGGGAAAAAGAAGGAGCCCAACCCGAAAGAAGGGAAGAAGCAGUCGCAGACCGGCAGUGGUGAAAAGGGCAAGACCAAGAGCGUGCACGACGUGGUGUGGGACGAGCAGGGCAUGACGUGGGAGGUGUACGGGGCGUCGGCGGACCCCGAGUCCCUGGGCUUCGCCAUCCAGAACCACCUGCAGAGCAAAAUCAAGGAGCAGGAGAGGCUGAUCAAGGCUCAGGUGGAGCGCAGGAGGUCCGGGGUGCCUGCGUCGCCCGCGGGGAAGAGGACCAAGCGGAGGCAGCAGAACGUGUUCCGGUCCAUGAUGAAGAACGUCAGAAGGCCCAAGUGCUGCGCCCGCCCUCCCCCGUCCUCUGUGUUGGAGUGACUCUGUCUCUGGCUCUACCAGCAUGGCCCUCUCUGCUCUACUCUCUACUCAAAGUUGCUAAGCCAGGAUACAGAACCUGUUUUUUUUACAAUCACUUUUCAAAAUCACUACGAGCUUCAUACUAAACAUCAGUUUAUGCAGAACACCCAAUAUACAUUUGUGAAACAGGUAUGCUCAUGCAUGCAGGUUAUGACCUUUGACCUGCAGUGGGUCUUCUUUGUCUUCUUCUACUAGUUCUUAGACGUUUCUUUCUCAUGGGGUGCUGUUUAACUUUUCAAGUAAUUGGUAAUGUCAGUAUAACAGAAACUUGCGAUUGGUAGCUACUGUUUAACCAUCUCUAAAAUAAUUCUCUAAAGUAAAACUCUGAUUCCGAUUGGUAGGUGGACUCUAAUGUGACCUGUGACUAAACGACCUGUAAUACCUAGUAAUGAGCGUGUGAAGUUAAACCCAGGUGGUGGCAGAUUUGGCAUAAAUGUGUACCUCUGGAUGUGGUUCCUACACCAGGUGUUGAAGUUGGUCAUGGGCAUGUUUCUUCUCUUUACACUGUAAAAGAUGUACCAGUGACCCUGAAGAGAGGCCAGCGAGUGGCCCUAUGAACAGGGAGGCCAGUCAGAGGGAAAACAAGGAGCAUAAAGUUUAGUAUUAUUGAAAACGAAAUGACAAUAAUAUGUAGUAAAAUGCAUGUGUCUGCUGUCGCUGUAGUGUUUGAAAAUGGCUAAUUAUGUGAAUGCAUAAUUGCAGGUACCUUUCAAUAUGUCCUUUUUUGUGCAAUUAAAUAUUAUACAUGUUGGUUUUUAACCAAGUCUAACUAUUUAUUAAAUGUUUAUGAGGAUUUAUCUAGCACCCUGUAUUUCAGCAAAUUCAUAAUAUUUUCUUAGUUGAAAAAAAAGAUAUUAAGAAUAUUUGUCUGGGUAACCUAUCAGCUCUGCUGGACUCUAUAUCAGUCCCAAAUCAAGCCUGUGUGUAAUGAUGCUUCAGUUAAUAUCAGUGUCCUGUUACUUUUAUAUUAGGGUAAGGAAAUUCUUUUCUGCAUUGUUUGAUUUUUAAUACUGACAAAUAAGUAUAACCCCAGCCACAGGUUGGGGGGGCAUUCUGUCAGAUGUGAAAUCUAGAAUGUCCAAUAAAAGUCCUCUAAAUUUAAAAUGACUGUUAACAAUUUGUUUGUCAGCCUGUUAUGUUCUCAUUACUUGCCACAGACUGCACAGACAUUAAAGGCGGUAAACUAUAACUUGAUGGGAAAAAUAGUUUUUGAUUAAUAAUUGAUAAUACUGACAAUCAGAAAAUCCAUUCUUUUUUUUCUCCUUCAGAGAGUGUCUGAUGUUGAGUGUUUUUCCCAUUCUGCAUAAUAAAUGAAUAUGUUUCUCCUGCUUUUCUCCCACGGA